This is a messenger RNA of Symbiodinium necroappetens, 873 nucleotides long. The record is from the annotation of a GenBank genome assembly. Lineage: Eukaryota; Dinophyceae; Suessiales; Symbiodiniaceae.
AUGGCAAACAGCAGCGAUUCGCUGGCAAGCUUGCAGGCAUGCAGGUCGAUGCUGCGUGGCAUCUUCAAGCUCCUUCGCUUACCGCUCGGGCAGCAUGAUGCCAAGGACGAUCGGCCCUGGCUCUUCCCCGUGAAGCUGAAAUCUCAAGAUGAGGAUCAGGACCUCCUGGGGACAAUGCCAGAUCGAGUCGUCGGCUUGUGCAGUCGAGCAAACGCAGAAGCUCUUGAUUUGAAACUCUUCUGGAAGGGGCAGGGACAGCUCAAGUGCGUGUGCCUGCUCAUGACGAAGGAGGGCAAGUACCUGCGACAUGUCUGGGAAGGUGAUAGCCACUUCGAGGGCAUCCAGUACACCGCGCACCAACCGAGAAGCUUGCAGGCUUCCGAAAUUGAUGGUGACGACGAGGAGGAGUUUCUGCACCUGAGCACAGUUGCCGGGGACAGCAUGUCCUUGCAUCUGGGCCGGCUCCAAGAGAACGUCUUUGCAUGCAUUUUUGCAUUAGUGGGAACAGAUGACGGCCUGGCUUUUGCAUCGGAUGAUGUGCUGCAGCAGUUCCAGGAACUGACAAUGGCCCUCCAUCCAGCCCAAAGCCAGGAGGUGAUCUUCACGUAUCGCCAGGGAGCUCUGCGAAAAGAAUGCAACAUCAUCACGAGCCUUUGCCUCUAUCGCGGUCCCCAUCACACAUGGCGGCUGGAGCCAAUGCAGCUGCACUUGUUCUCUAUGCGAGCGAACAAGGCAGAUCUGGAUCCAGCUUCGGCGGCCGAGGAGGUUGCCCACUUCGUGGCCAGCAAGGUACGUUGGCUGAUGAAGGACCGCUGCUGGAAAGUUGCCAGCGACGAACGAGGUCUUCACUUGCCCGGCAACAACAACUGUUGA